Messenger RNA from Kuraishia capsulata CBS 1993, 153 nucleotides. RefSeq lists its product as uncharacterized. The transcript has a single exon. Lineage: Eukaryota; Fungi; Ascomycota; Pichiomycetes; Pichiales; Pichiaceae. The record is from RefSeq and is a predicted model, not a curated record. The coding region runs from base 1 to 153 and encodes 50 amino acids.
AUGUUGACAUUCUGUCCGUACUGCUCGAACAUGCUGGUUGUAUGUAUAUUCUUCAGGUCAUCAAUCAAACAGGCGGGUUUGCUAACAGUUAUAGAUUUCGAAAUCCCAGGACUUGGGUGCAAACAGAUUUACAUGUCCUACAUGUCCAUAUGA